AUGGCUGAUUAUCCUGAAAUAAAUAUAAGAUUAGCAGUAAAUCGUAUAGAUACUAAUUUAAUAUCAAGAGAUAAUAUUCAACCUCGUAUUUAUACUCCUGGAGAAGGUGUAUUGACUCAAACAGACUAUCUAAGAGGUCAUGGUACAUAUGUAGACGAAGAUGAAUGUUUGAGAGCAUCAGUAGCUGGAAUACUGGAAAAAGUAAACAAAUUAAUAACAAUCCGUCCUCUGAAAGCUAGAUACCAGGGUGAAAUUGGUGAUGUUAUUGUUGGUAGAAUCACAGAAGUUCAACAGAGUCCAGAAGAUGAACAAACGAUGCGUCGUUAUCUCCAAGAAGGCGAUUUGAUUUGUGCCGAAGUACAGAGUACUUACCAAGACGGGUCACUGUCUUUGCACACCCGAGUCCUAAAAUACGGCAAGUUAUCCCAGGGAGUGAUGGUUAAAGUACCGCCGGCGCUGAUUAAGCGCAAGAAGACUCACUUCCAUCAUCUAGCUAAUGGCGCGACUCUGAUUCUCGGUAACAACGGCUACGUUUGGAUUGGCGCCAGCUCUCAGAGCGCUGACAAGUCUGAGGGUGGGUUCACUCAAGAUUUGACCCGUGUAGCGCACGAAGACCGGGAAAUUUGCGCGAGAUUGCGAAAUUGUGUACUUAUACUCUCAACUUGUAAUAUUUUAUUAACAGACACAUCAGUUACGUAUGCCUACGAAGAAUCG
This is a messenger RNA of Cotesia congregata, 714 nucleotides long. The record is from the annotation of a GenBank genome assembly. NCBI's taxonomy places the organism in Eukaryota, Metazoa, Arthropoda, Insecta, Hymenoptera, Braconidae.